Messenger RNA from Solanum tuberosum (potato), 1800 nucleotides. RefSeq names its product pectin acetylesterase 8-like. Gene Ontology annotation, biological process: cell wall organization. The transcript is spliced from 13 exons. Bases 270 to 1553 code for a protein of 427 amino acids. Lineage: Eukaryota; Viridiplantae; Streptophyta; Magnoliopsida; Solanales; Solanaceae. Gene Ontology annotation, molecular function: pectin acetylesterase activity. The record is from RefSeq and is a predicted model, not a curated record. Gene Ontology annotation, cellular component: plant-type cell wall.
CUUUAUUUCUUGGGUUCUGUAUUUGCAAAAUCACUUCUAUAAAAAUCCAUUCUUUUUCUUUACAAACAAAACAAAAAGUUGUUUAAGGAAUUGAAUCAAAUAUUUUCUUGGAAUUUUUUUUUAUCAUAUGGUUUUAGUUUACACCUACAUUUGUUGUUGGAGCUUGUUUUAGCUUCAAAAUAACAACACUGAACUGGAUUCAGUGUAAAAUUUCAUCCCAAAAAAUCCCAUUUUGAGAUUUUCUCAAUCUCUUCAUUGCCAUUUUCAGAAUGUCAAAUGGGACUGUGCAACAAUGGAUAUAUUCAUUUGUUACUUUGUCGAUUGUUUUUAGAACUGAAGGGCUCUUUGUAAAUAUUACUUACGUUCUCAGUGGGGUGGCAAAAGGAGCAGUAUGUCUGGAUGGGAGUCCACCGGCAUAUCAUCAUGACAAAGGAUUUGGUACAGGGGUUAACAGUUGGUUAAUCCAAAUGGAGGGAGGAGGUUGGUGCAAUAAUAUAAGCACUUGUCUUUCCCGGAAGAAUACUCGCUUGGGAUCAUCUAAGCAGAUGGUAGAAAAUCUCGCUUUCUCAGGGAUUCUCAGCAACCUGCCUCAGUUUAAUCCAGACUUCUAUAACUGGAACAGAGUAAAGGUUGGAUAUUGUGAUGGAUCAUCCUUUACUGGUGAUGUUCAAGCAGUCAAUCCGAUUACUAAUCUUCACUUCAGAGGGGCACGGGUUUUUCUUGCUGUUAUGGAGGAUUUGUUGGCAAAAGGAAUGAAGAAUGCUGAAAAUGCUAUUCUGUCUGGAUGUUCAGCUGGCGGAUUGACUUCAAUUUUACAUUGUGACAGCUUCAAAGCACUCCUACCAAUGGGUGCUAAAGUAAAGUGCUUUUCGGAUGCUGGUUAUUUUAUCGAUGCGAAAGAUAUUUCUGGUGCGCCUCAUAUUGAAGAAUACUUCAGAGAUGUUGUCAGCUUACAUAAAAAGAAGAAUAGUGAAGUCAACGGAGAAACUUAUGAUAAAUAUGAUGUUCAUUUUAUCUUAUAUUGGCUUCAGGGUUCUGCCAAGAAUCUGCCGCCAGUGUGUACCUCAAGAUUGAAGCCGGAUUUGUGUUUUUUCCCGCAAAAUGUUGCUCAACACGUGCGGACACCACUUUUCCUAGUUAAUGCAGCCUAUGAUUCCUGGCAGAUAAAGAACAUUUUGGCUCCUGGUGUUGCUGAUCCAUAUGGAUUCUGGCUCAACUGCAAACUUGACAUACUGAAAUGCUCUUCCAGGCAGCUUCAAAUUAUGCAUGGUUACAGAUUGUUGUUUCUGAGAGCAUUAAAUGCACUCGGCCCUUCUUCAUCGAGAGGGUAUUUCAUCAACUCCUGCUUUGCACACUGUCAAACUGAAGUUCAAGAAACAUGGUACAGGGCUGACUCUCCUAAGUUAGCUAACAAGACUAUAGCCAAAGCACUCGGAGACUGGUUUUACGACAAAAAUCCAUUCCAGAAGAUUGAUUGCCCUUACCCUUGUGACAAAACCUGUCACAACCGUGGUUUUGAUCCAAAUGUCCAUACUUUCGACAUUGAUAUAUAAAAUCAUUGAUAGAAGUUAUUCUUUGAGAUCAUUGAUAUGAAAAAUCAGAAACUCCCAAAGGGAAAAUAGAAAUUAUAGAAGGAAAGAAGCUUGUAUUGAUUUGUUAAAUAUUUCACAAUAAGGGAAAAGUUAUCAUGGCAUAAAAUUGUAUGCUGUGGUGCCCUAUACAGAUACUAUAUAUGUAUUCUUAUGCAAUUAGUAAAGAUAAUCUCAAUAAAAGUGAUUUAUACUUGUUUGUCUUGUCAAA